Molecule: messenger RNA, 2541 nt
Organism: Diplodia corticola
Lineage: Eukaryota; Fungi; Ascomycota; Dothideomycetes; Botryosphaeriales; Botryosphaeriaceae
Product: rna-binding protein
Exons: 4
Coding region: 1-2541 (846 amino acids)
Molecular function (GO): RNA binding
Source: RefSeq, a predicted model, not a curated record
AUGACGACCAGAAGCCCGCCUGUAGAGCCUGAGGAAUUUCGCGGCCAGACGCUGACGCCCGUCUCACCGAAGCCCAUUCACUAUCCUGCGCCCGCCAACAUACCCGUGCUUGAGAAGCAGAUGGAUCCCGUCUUCAAUGACACGGCGACCCACUACCCGCCCGAUGACGCCCAGCACGACCAGCAAGACAAGCAGAGCACACACUCGUCGGCCGACUCGCUGUACGCCGACCAGCCCGCCGCAGAGCCGCUGCGCGAGCCGCCGCCGCAGCAGGACGACGAGUACGCGCGGUCGCUGGCGUUUGAGGAUGGAGAGGGCGCGGAUAAUCAGGAUACCUCAAAAAUCCAGAACUUCGCACAUUCGAGCUCCGUCCCCGCUGAUGCGCCCAGUGACGCUGCCCAGCCGCCCUACACCAGCCAGCCCUAUGCACCGCCCAACGGCAAUGACGGCGGCGUUGACUUCCAGGCCCUGCUGGAUAACCUAGCCAAUGCCUCUGCUCCUGCCGACCAGAAUGCUCAGGCGCAAGCCAACCCAUCUCAAGUGCCUGCUCCAUCAGUCCAGACGUCUGCGCUGCCCGGCAAUCCCAACCUCCCUCCUCGCCCUCCGCCUCAAGAGAAGCCCGCCACGCAUCCCAACUACACGCCCGGAGAUGACAUUCGCUCCUAUCACCCCCACAGCCAGAAGAACCCCGCCGCCUCGUACCGCGCCCAGCCCGGCCUGCCGCCGUUGAUGACCCAGGGCCAGGCGCCGGGGGCCGCCGGCGCACCCUUGUCCCAGCCUGGCUACCAGCAGACCCCUGUUUCGGCCAUGUCCCAGCGCACCGCCAGCCCAGCCACCCCCAGCUACCGCCAGCGCGACUCGGUCGACCGCCGCCCAGACCGCGACCAGGUUGACGACAGCGAUGUGCCGUGGGGCCCUGACGUGCAGAAGCUGUACGACGCGUUCCUGCAGGAUGAAAGAGUUUACGUGACCGAAGGCCAAUGGGACAAGUUUCCCUCCAACUCGCGCCUGUUUAUUGGCAACCUACCAACUGAGAAAGUGACCAAGCGCGACCUCUUCCACAUCUUCCACCGCCAUGGCAAGCUCGCCCAGAUCUCCAUCAAGCAGGCGUAUGGGUUUGUUCAGUUUUUGGAUGCCGGUGCCUGUUUGCGGGCCCUUCAGUCAGAGCAGGGACAAGUCGUGCGAGGCAGGAAAAUGCACCUAGAGAUCUCCAAGCCGCAAAGGAAUACCCGGAAGGAAGAUGACAAGACUCAGCGUAGUGACCGCAAUGGCGCCCGGCGCAGGUCACGAUCCCCUGACUACACCCGCGGCGCCUCGGCAAGUGCGCCUCGGAAUGUAGACAGGUACACAGGCGCAAGUAGCGCUUCACCCCGGAGAGAUGAAUUCCGGAGGAGCAGAGACGACUACCGUCCGGGAAGAUCACCAUCGCCCCGUGGUUACCGGCGCGGUGGCCGUGACCGGAGCCGUGACCGCUAUGAUGGUCGCAGAAGAAGCAGAUCCAGGUCGCCCUACGGCCGCGGCGGGAGAUACAGAAGUCCAACUCCUCGCCAUGAUCCUGAUGAUGAGUUGACACUUCCUCGGAGGCAUCCUAACGAGGUGCCUGACGUGCAAAUCCUCGUUCUACAGCCCGGUGAAGUAGACAGACACUUCAUUGCCUGGGUGGAGCAGACCUUUCAGGAAAAUGGCGUUCGCGCUGACGUGCUCCUCUUGAGCCCGCGCCUGAACGAAGCAGCGGUAGUUCGACGUCAGAUUCUGGAAGGUGUCCAUGCCGUUUCACGCAUGACACGCCUUUGUCAGCAGACCGGACACAUUCCUUUGCAGGUCUUCAACCGGAGUGCUGGCCAGUCCAAUGUCACGUUCGAAGAAUACGACAAUCUCGAUGUGCGUGUCUGCGCUCAACUCAUCCUCCGCGCCAAGGAACAGAGCAUGCCUGCUCCAACACCGACCUAUCCUACGACUUAUGGUAUGCCUCCUCCAUCGUACGGCAUACCAUCCGUUCCCGCGCCCGCAGCAUCAUACGGCAUGCCGGUCCAACCAGCCGCACCACCAGCCGCACUUCCUGGAGCUGGACCCGACCUCUCCAGCCUCAUUCACAAUCUCGACUCCAACGGACUCCAGAAGUUGCUGGCAGGUAUUUCACAGCAGCAACCGGCCGCUCCUCAGCAGCAACCCCCUUCAACAGUCCUUACCCCGGGCUCGACUGGUAUGACACCUGACCUCGCUCGCCUCUUCGGCGGUGGCGGCGCCUCGGGACCUCCGCCGCCUGCGGCCAUCGCGACGCAGCAGCAGCAGCAGCCCACGGGGUACCCGCCGCAGCAAACGUGGCAGCAGCCCGGCGGCCCAGUCAGCCCGUUCGGUCCCCUGCAGGGCAACCCAGCCCUCGCGGGAUUCAUGCCGCCGCAGCAGCAGGGCCACCAGCAACCAACAUCGCAGCAGAUUCCUUUCACUCAAUCGCAGCAGCAGCCACAACCCGGUGCGGUGCCGCCUCCAGCGGGAAACAUGCAGGAGAUUAUGGCGCAGUUGGCCAAGUACCGGCGCUGA